This is a messenger RNA of Drosophila albomicans, 1077 nucleotides long. RefSeq names its product mitogen-activated protein kinase kinase kinase 7. The transcript is spliced from 5 exons. Bases 259 to 1077 code for a protein of 272 amino acids. Gene Ontology annotation, biological process: positive regulation of canonical NF-kappaB signal transduction; protein phosphorylation; JNK cascade. Gene Ontology annotation, molecular function: ATP binding; magnesium ion binding; MAP kinase kinase kinase activity. NCBI's taxonomy places the organism in Eukaryota, Metazoa, Arthropoda, Insecta, Diptera, Drosophilidae. The record is from RefSeq and is a predicted model, not a curated record.
UAAUGUAGGCGGUUCAAAUUGCUUAUUUAAAAUUAUCAGAAUAGCUCAUGACACAUUUUUGAUUGUGCCAUGUUGACGCAUAUGAAGGCAAUGUGCAGCUAAAUAUAAAAAAUAUUGAAGCAAAGAGUUAAUAUUGCAGUUUUACUCGGCGACGCCGGUCACACUUGAAAAUUAUUCUUAUCUUAUCGCUCAAAAAUUAAUAAUUUUUAUUUGCUUGCCUGCAAAAUUUGCAAUCUACAUUUCAGUGCAGAAUUCAAAAUGAAUACAAUCGAUUUUGAGCAAAUAACAUUGGGUGAUGAGAUCGGAUCUGGAAGCUUCGGAAAAGUGUAUCAGGCAACAUAUCGUAAUAAAAAUGUAGCUGUGAAAAGGAUUAAUCUGAACGUAUCUGAUGAGGACUUCGAAAGAGAGUUCAAACAACUUUCGCGAGCUAACCACAUCAAUAUUAUAUUUUUACAUGGCACCGCAAUGAAUCAAGAUGUUCACUAUUUAGUUAUGGAAUAUGUGGAUGGCGGAUCACUUUUUAAAUUAUUGUAUAGCAUGCCAAGGGCAACCUAUACAAUAAAUCACAUUAUUAACUGGGCACUCCAGGCCGCUAAAGGAGUUGCUUAUCUGCAUGCUAUGACUCCCAAAGCGGUGAUUCAUCGCGAUCUAAAGCCACACAACAUGCUGCUUGACAACAAACAUCGUAGCCUCAAGAUUUGUGAUUUUGGCACAGUUCGAUAUCUGAGCAGUAUGAUGACCAAAAACAGCGGCACUGCCCCCUACAUGGCACCGGAGGUUUUCAAUGGUCAAAAAUACGCCGAAAAAUGCGACGUCUACAGUUGGUCGAUCACGCUGUGGGAACUGUUUGCACGUAAAAUCCCAUUCAGCGAUUGUUCCAAUGAAUUAAUUGUAUGUCAACGGGUUGAAAAGGGUAUUCGACCAGCGUUAGUUGAUUUGGAAAUUGAGUGUCCCGCUGGGUUGAAAAAUUUGAUGAACGAUGGCUGGCAAACAGAUCCUCAACUUCGUCCCACUAUGAAUGAUAUUGUUGAAGCCUUGAGCAAAUAUCCAUUUGACUUCGAGCAAUUGGGUAUAUAA